Alternaria viburni is the source of this 1302-nucleotide messenger RNA. RefSeq lists its product as uncharacterized. Gene Ontology annotation, molecular function: FAD binding. The record is from RefSeq and is a predicted model, not a curated record. NCBI's taxonomy places the organism in Eukaryota, Fungi, Ascomycota, Dothideomycetes, Pleosporales, Pleosporaceae. The coding region runs from base 1 to 1302 and encodes 433 amino acids. Gene Ontology annotation, biological process: secondary metabolite biosynthetic process. The transcript is spliced from 2 exons.
AUGUUCGCAAACGGGUCAACUACAGCAACCUUCCAGAAUCACAAUGGUCUUCCGAUCGCAAUCGUUGGCGGCGGACUUGGUGGUGCCGCGCUCGCCAUUGGUCUUCUAAAACAUGGGGUCAAAGUGCACAUCUACGAAGCCUCUCAAGCCUUUGCUGAGAUAGGUGCCGGCGUUGGAUUCGGUGCUAACGCCACGACGGCAUUGCACCUUAUCGAUCCUCGACUGCUGGAAGGCUACAUGAAACACGCCACGAUAAACACAGACCCUGAACGCGAAAACACCUUCAACACGAUAAGAUGGGGCAUGGACGAGCGGCGACCUAAUGGAGCUAAAGCGGGAGAUCUCGGUUUCCACCAGAUGGACGCCAAGAAGACACCAGAUGCGCCGACUGGAUUUUGUAUGCGAGGCCGUAUACACCGGGCGCGUCUGCUCGAUGAGAUGGUCGCGUUGCUUCCCAAGGACAUAACAAGCUUCGGCAAAAGCUUCCAGAGUGUUGAGGAAGUGGGUGCUGGUAUGCUCAAGAUAAGCUUCGCCGACGGAACGACUACUCUAGCCAGUGCACUCAUUGGCUGCGAUGGCAUCAAGAGCAAGGCCGCGAUAAGGGCUAUGGCCCCAGCUGAAGUGGUUAAGGAAGCGCUAGGAGAAGAAAGGGCACUGAACGGUACAUUGUACUGUGGUUAUGGAGGAAGUUGCAUCACCUACCCUGUCGACCAUGGCGAACUCAUCAACAUGGUUGCCAUGCCACACGAUCGAUCCCUCACCAGCACUUGGGACCAGGAUGACUGGAUAGUACCCACGAGUGCGGAUGAGGUCCGUGAAAAGUUUAAAGACUUUUAUCCGCCACUCAUCGAUCUUAUCGCGAGACAUACUCUACCAUCUAAAUGGGCACUACACACUCUUCAACACGAUAAGCCAUACUACAAGGGCCGUGUUUGUCUACUGGGCGAUAGCGCGCACGCCACGACGCCUCACAUGGGAGCCGGAGCUGGCAUGGCUAUGGAAGAUGCAUUUCUCCUCAGUCGCUUGAUAGCUGAUGUCGGAAGUUCUGAUAAUAUUGAGGCUGCCUUCAAGGCCUAUGAUGCUGUCAGACGACCUAGAACACAGGGAUGUAUUCAGAGGAGUAUCGAAAAUGGUCUAGCAUACAACUUCAUGGUAGAAGGGGUAGAAGAUGAUAUGAAUAAGCUUGAGCAGAAGCUCAAUGAGAACUUUCGGUGGCUUUGGUAUGAGGAUUUGGAAGAGCAACUGCGCAGGGCGCAAAAGGUUCUAAAGGAAACAAGCGGACAUGAUGUUAGUCAGCUUUAG